CACCACCCUAAAAUAUUUCCCAAUUCACUCUGUAUCUCGCUCUGUCCAGCCGACGAAGACGACGAUUCAGAGCCGCCGGCGAUCGUUUUGGGACGAGCAGAAUAGAUAGCAAUGGAAUUAUGGUGCAUUUCAGUGCAGGUCAUAUUUGGAUGAUCCAGAAUUUUCCUGUCAGCUAUUAAAAUGAAGCCAAGAACCAACGGGGUGCCUAGAGAUCAACGGUCCAAAGGGUUUCAGGGUGAGGGUCCCAACUGGGUCCUUAUUGCAGGAGGUGCCUUGUUAAGUACCUUAUCAAUUCGCCUGGGUUACAAGCUAAAGCAGGUGCUUGACACAAAGCAACCAGAAAAUGCUAGCAAUGAUAUCAAAGGAAAUAGAAAAUUUGGUUUCAGACAGAAUUCGGGGAACUGCCGUUUGCACUCAAAUAUGUGCUGUUUUCCCCCAGAUGAGGAUGGUUGCUUCAAAUGCGUUUCAGGUACGGAACUUCUUUGGUUCUCAAUCCCAAGCUCCAGAUGGUCAGACAUUUUAUUGUUGAGUUUCCGUUGUUCUUAUUCUUAAUUAACUCCCCUCUGAGGGAGGGCUGUCUACUGCAUGUGAUCUGGAUUAUGUUACCAGUAGAUGUGUACUGGCUAUUUUGCGGUAGUGCUGCAUAAUAUAUAUGUUGUGUGGACUAUUCUUGCACUAGUUUCUCCCUUUUUUGGGGUAAAUUUCCCUUUCCCAAAACAAAAUUCGAUCUUUAGAUAAUGAAGAAGAAAAUAAGAAACAAGUAUUGUUUAGUUCUGAGCUACUUUAAAAAGAAAGAUUUUGCUUUGAGCCGUGCAGAGUAUUACUCCAUUAAUACCUGAUGGCUAACUUGUUAUCUGCAUCAUACUGCUGUUAAGUCAGUAACUCUAAGGCUGGAUGCUUGUUACUGUGCAAUAACUUUCCACCUGUAUAAUGCCCUAUUUCAGUCCAUUUGCAUGUCAUCAUACACUAAAGAACUGGGGCAUGAGACAUAAAGAAAAGCUGAUUAUGUAGGGCCAGAGAAUAGAGAUUAAGAAAAAGAAGAGCUGGUAAUUUAGGACCAAAGAAUAAAGAUUAAGAGAAAGAAUAAGAUAAAGAGGUGGAAAGAAAAAACUAGAGAAGAGUAAGAAGAAAGAAAGAGAAAAAGGGAAAGGAAGAGAGAUUCAAAAUCUAAUUCUAUAUAUUAUGGCCAAAAGUUAAUCAUCCAUUAAAUUAGACCUAUCCUACCAACUUAACAAUGACAUAAAAAUAAAUUGAUAUAAUGCUUAGAUCCCAGGAAACAGUAAAAAAAGGGUCUAAAUUUUAAUUCCUAUAAUUAAUGUUUAGUCCAAGAUAUCCAAAUCUAUUGCUCCCUCCGUCAAUUCUUCCCCAACUAUUCCUACAUCCAAGAAAAACUCUUCCCCAACUUCCUUGAGUUUUCAUGAAGUUUUCUAGUGGCUCCGAGCAUAUAACACUCAAAAGGAUAAGAAUUCGGUGAAAAAUAUAAAUUUUUGAGCUGUCAUGGAUGGUAAACCACAAGGAAGAUUUAACGUAUCUAGGGGUUUGAGGUAGGUGUAUCCGCUUUUACCCUUUGGUGGUUGAUGGGUUAUGUCAUUUGGUAGAUAAGGGGAAGAAGUAUAACUAAGUGGUAGACUUUUGAGUUUUACUAUGGAAUUACAAGAUCAUUAUUACUUAUUUACUGUUUGGGGGUUGUAUUUUUUGUUUUUUGUGUGGGGUUACGCAAAAAAUUUAAAAUUUAGUGGAUAUUGUUGGGAUUUUUGGUUUGGUUCGCAUUGAAAGUGAAUAUGUCUAAGUUUAGUUGCCGGAAUUAAAUCUCCUAGGAGUAAGAUUGAAGGACUAGCCAAGGGGUUGGUAGGUGUUUGGUGAAUGAUUGGCCAUGAAAAUAUGUGGAACUUUUGUUGGGGGCAAGCCUUUAUCUUGAAUUUUGGAACUUUGAUUUCAAGAAAGUGCAAAAAAGAGUGGAAUGGUGGAAAAGAAGGUUGUUCGUCCAAGCAAGAGGCUUUCUUUUGUUCAAUUUGUUUUGGUAGUAUUGUUCCUUAUCUUAUGUCGCUUGUUAAAAAAUCCAGAGAAGGUUACAAAGAUUAUGACGGAGAUGAUAAAUAAAUUUUUAUGAUGAGGGAGUGGUAAAUGGAAGAAAAAUCACUUGGUGAGGUGGACAAUUGUGCCCAAAUCUGCAUAAAAAGGGGUUGACAAUGGAAAAUUUAGUUGAGGAAAACGUGCUUUGUUGGGCUGUUGUGGAGAUUUGCGCAAAAUUUUUGUCGCAUCAUAGUUCUAUUAUGUUAUGCGGUCCCACUUGGAUGGGGUGCGUUGUGGGGUGAGACGGUAGGGCCGAAUUCUUUGUGGCAUUCUAUUAUCAAAAGUAUGGAUCAAUGAUAUGGAUGAUACUCCAUUUUGGUGGAUAAAGGCUCUUUCCAAAAUUCAUGAAGAAGCAUCUCUUAUGUGCGGGAAAUGUGGAGAGUGUGUGUUGUUGGAAAGAUACCUAGUGGGUGAGUUUGCUUUUGCUUAUUGUUCCGUUGGCUUUUCAGAUUGUCUUGUGCCCACGAUAAUUUUGUCUCUACCAUGAUUUGCUCUUCUUAGAAAUUUUGGAGCUUUCAUCCUUUAUUUUUUGCAUGAGUCGGUUUCUUAGUUUAGUUCAGUGUUGUGAAAAGCGAGCCUAGGCGAGCGUCUAGGUGAGAAGCGAAGCGGGCAUUGAUUGUCUUGAACAUCCCA
This is a messenger RNA of Ilex paraguariensis (yerba mate), 2706 nucleotides long. The record is from the annotation of a GenBank genome assembly. Lineage: Eukaryota; Viridiplantae; Streptophyta; Magnoliopsida; Aquifoliales; Aquifoliaceae.